Messenger RNA from Penicillium maclennaniae, 2529 nucleotides. RefSeq lists its product as uncharacterized. The coding region runs from base 1 to 2529 and encodes 842 amino acids. Lineage: Eukaryota; Fungi; Ascomycota; Eurotiomycetes; Eurotiales; Aspergillaceae. The transcript is spliced from 4 exons. The record is from RefSeq and is a predicted model, not a curated record.
AUGGGCCGCCAGGCUUAUUUAAACCGGCUCGCUUUGGGUCGGUCACCUUAUGAGCCCCCCGAGACUGCUGUGGUAGACCCUUCGAAUCCGGUUCGAAGGGUGUCCAACGUCCAUUCUGAUAGUUAUAUGCAGCAGUACGAUGCCCGGGGUCAUCCAGUCAAUCCGGAAUCAAAGGCCCUGGGUCGGGAGCUUCGCAGAGCAAAAAAUGACAUCCUUUCUACGAUGGGAGUUGUUGUCAGCGGCGAGGACAGGAAUGCUAGCUCUUCCAAGGAACAAGAGAAAAUUAACCAAAUAGCCACCGAAAACGACUUCGGCCUAGUUAUCACUACGUUGGAUCAACUUUGCGUAUUCCUAGUGCUAACGUGGGGGGGAUUCGACCCACAGGCAUACCGACAUUAUUCCCAUGCUGCUUUGCUUGAAGUGAUUCGCUCCGAGCGUGGAGCGACUGGCGUAUUUGGGUUUUAUUUAGCAGGAAUCCCUGCAUGGGCAGUGUCCAGUGGCUUGGCCAUCAUUCGAGACAGCCCGCUGAAGCGGGUGUUUAUGACGGCACGCGAUUAUUUUGCAGACAUCACUGGCAGCGGAGGUCUCUCGCUUGGGAUUAGAUCUCUUUUCGGGCUCACGUACUAUGUGGCAAGAAGCUCGGUUCUUCUCUUGUCAGUAGAGGCCUACAUGUGCUCUCUGCUGCAGUCUCUAUCUCUUAUGCCCGCAAACGCUAUUCCUAGCCUUCGCAUCUUUGUGCCAUUUGGCGAGGAGUCCUUAGUUCAAUUACCCCAUCUUCCCACCGAGCUGUCUAUACAAUCAGCUGGUGGAUUCAUUAUACGUCUGAUGGCAUCACCGGGAGUUUUGACUUUCUUAUUUGCCUUCUACUUGCGGCCAGAGCUUGAAGAGCGCAUCUACAGACUUAUCCGUCGCCAGCUGCCGAAGCCUACUGUCGUCGACGAGCUUUCCAUUCGUGUCGCGUACGAAGAGAACCUGAUCGACUGGGUGGUCCCCACCCUGGGCCGCAGGUCCGCAGAGGAAAUGCGCCGUGCCAAGCUCACAUUAUUUGAGGACAUCAGGUGCGAAUUGAUCUCCUUCCAAGGAUGGUUGUUCUCCUUCUUUGGUCUUUUGUCAAAAUCAAAAUCUGGCGCAACAACCAAGGAUGGCGAUCAGUUGGAAAGAAUAGAAACGCUUCGAAAUUCAAUCGAAUCGUUGCAGAAUGAGCUUGAAGAAGUUCAAGUUCGUAGUCUUCCUCUGGACGAGGAGCCGGAAGAUCAUUUUGCAAGGCGUCUGGGGUCAUUCUCCCGUACAAACACGGGCGAAAUUGGACGGCCUGAUCUGCCAAUUGUUGCAGAACCUACCCACAUGACUGAGACAGAGCUGGCCUUGAGUAUGCAUCAGGUACUCACCAACGAGAAUCGAAUGUCCCAGUCGCCCGGAGAAAUGAGCAAUGAUUUCUUCUCUGAAAUGGCAACACUGGGUCGAACAAGUGCGCACUCGAACACAACGGCUUCACAGAGUCAAUUGAGCCACACACCAGGUGGGGAAGAUAUAACAGCAGACCGACAAAAUUCUCGCUCAAACACACUCUUCUCUCGCCCGUCAUCACCGGAGACUUCACCCCCGACUUCACCUCGUGUUCGAGCUUCCUUGAUUCAUCAAAGUUCCGAUAUAAUCACAAUGCAGCUAGAGCUUCUAGGCAACCGAAGUCGCAGCGCCCAAGGCCAGGGGAUUGCCUCAAACCUACUACCCAGAAUGAGCCGAGAUGGCUCUAGUUUGCGGCCUUCGACUGCACCUGACCGACGAUCGAUUGCCGAGUUCCUAGAGGCAUUGAUUGUGAGCCAGGCUGCUCAGCAGGAGAUUGCAACAGACCAAGAUGGCGACUCAAAUGCAACUGCAGGAGCGAGCUAUACAACAGCUCAAGAUCUCCCUACAGUCGACGAAGACUCUGAAAAUUUGAUAGAAGAAGCCAUUUCAGUUGGCCAACCUAUCCCGCCUCCUCCACAAGACGGGCCCAUAUCGAAUGUCCCCAAUAUUCUUCCAGAUGGUGUCGAGGAACCUAACGAUGAGGAGCCAGACAGUCAAUUACCAUUGGCCGUGGGAGCAGCCCAAGGUGCGGAUAUUCCAAUAGGCUCUGGCCUCGGACCCCCAAAUUUCGCCUCUCGCUUCCCCGGGCAAUCUGGCACCAGCCCGUCCAUGGUUGCUCACCGGGUUACUCUUCUCUCCGCGCACCCAGUGGAUUCGCUGGCAUCUCAUCUUGCGGCUAUUAUUAGCACCAUGCUUCUCUCUCCCUUGGAAUCACUUACCCUGCGUUCUCUGGCCCACUCUUACCUUUCCACGCACCCUUCAUCUACGACUCAACUCUCAGAUCUUUACGCUGUGGAUGUUUGGUUUGGUGGAGGCUCUUGGUCCGAUAGAAUUGCAUAUACUGGGAGACUAAUUCUUAUGAGAGGCAUGCAGGCCGCGCUUAGGGCAGGCGUCUGGGGUUUCUUGGUUGGUUCAACUAUGAGGAUUGGGCGAAAGUUCUGUGGCUGGGGUAGAUUGAAGUGA